Psylliodes chrysocephalus is the source of this 438-nucleotide messenger RNA. The record is from the annotation of a GenBank genome assembly. NCBI's taxonomy places the organism in Eukaryota, Metazoa, Arthropoda, Insecta, Coleoptera, Chrysomelidae.
AUGAGUAGUAGGCGUCCGCUCUCUGAAAAGCAACUAUCAGGGAUUGCUGAAAGGAUGUUUGUGGAUAAAUCAGAUAGUGAAGAAGAUCAUUUUCACGACAGUGAUGAUAGUGACGAUGAGGAUUAUAGAGAUGGUUCUGAAAAUUCAUCAGAUUAUUCACAUGAUGAAGAUUCUGGUUCUGAGGAAAAAUCGAAUAUUAUGGAGGAGACGACCGAUACCAAUACCCUAUGGGUGAAUCUCAGUUCUCUCGGGGAAGGCAACAUUUUCGCGGUUCUGCCUCAAAUCAUGAAGCAGAUGAUGGCGGAAAGCAUGAUCGCGACUAUCGACGACUUCAAUGACGUCAUCUUGCCCAGUGACGAGACGUGGCAGACCAAGAUUUACUAUCAACUGGUCGAAAAGCAACGACAGGUUGAUAAAACUGUUGAUGAUAAUGAGUAA